AUGCAGGUUUCCCCUGACUUUGCCUCAUAUGCCGAGCACCACAAUGUUUUUCCCAUGCUCGAGGAGCUCCUGCAACAGCUGUUGGUGGAGCAGCCCGAUGAUCCUUUGGUGUUUCUGCGCGAACGCCUCUCACGAGCCAAGGUCUUUCGCAUCAUUGUGUGCGGCCCGCCGGCGGCUGGCUGCACCACACUUGCACGCCAACUGGCAGAGAAGCUGCAACUGGUCUACCUGACCGUGGACUCCUUGCUGAACGAGGAAGAGAGCAGUGGCAGCGAGACGGGCUCACAUAUCAAAGAUGCCCGCGCCUCGGGUAAACGCGUGUGCGGCCCACGUACUGACUGCCAAGAGCGCGGCUGGGUGCUGGUCAACUACCCUGGCAGCCGCCCCGAGGCCCUCUCGCUGCAAAUGUCGGGGGUUCUGUGCUCGCACUUCCUUCAGCUGGAUGCCCCCGACUCUGUGUUAAUGGCGCGCUACCCGGGCAAGCGCACAGACCCUCGCACGGGAGCCGUGUAUCAUGAAAUCUACGACCCACCGCCGGCAGGUGUGCAGGUGGUCAAGGAUGAAGGGGCGAAUGACACGACCAUGGCGACUCGUCUCAAGGAGUACCGUCGUCGCGCCGAUGGGCUGCGUCGGGCUUUUGAGGGUGUGUGUUGUACUGUCAAUGUCGACCAACCGCCGGCCGAUGUCUGGCAGUAUGUCUGGGACGUGUUGCGCACCAAACGCCAGUCAAAUGCGCCCAUUAUCCCGCGCAUGGCAUUACUGGGUCCACCGGGCUCGGGUAAGACGGCACUUGGAGCCCAGCUGGCUCGCUUGUAUGGUGCAGUGCAUGUGCAACCAGAGCGUCUGCUACGUUCAGCCGUCGCAGCCGGUGGUCGCCUGGCGGCUGCUAUCAAGCCCUACCUGGACCGCGGUGUCAUGAUUCCAGAUCAACUCCUCACCAAAGUUGUGACUGAGCGUCUUUGGGAGCAGGACUGCAUCUCCCGUGGUUGGAUUCUGGACGGCUUUCCUCAAAAUCGUGCGCAGGGCGAGGGCUUGCAUGCGGCUGGUUUCCGGCCCGCACGCGUGAUGCUGCUGCAGUUGCGUCCAGCCACGUCGCUCUUUCGCCUGACCCAGCGGCGCAUUGAUACCAGCACGGGCAAGCAUUAUCAUCUGGCCUUGGCGCCACCUCCAGAGGAGGCCGUGCCUCGUUUAGUGCAGCAUCCUCGUGACACGGAGACAAACGUGCAACGAAAAUUGGGUGAAUGGCAGGCGUUCGCCGAUGAGUUGCGUGAUCUCUAUCCAAAUGCCGCCGAGGUAGAUGCAGAGGAACCGAUUGAGGAUGUCCUGAUUGCGUUGGAGGCAAACAUGGUUGAAGGGGGGGAUGGGAGGAACCAGAAAUCGGAUUGGGGUCAAUUUGGAGAAACACGAGGGUUAAGAAGGGAAGAACACAAAACACAACUUGCCAAGUGGCUCAAGUGGGAGUAUGUGUUUGUAUCCAAGCCCGGUCGGCGCAGUGCACGCUGAAAAAGUGCCCGUGUGGCAGUGAACGAGCGAAAGGCAGAGAAACAGUACAACAGAGCAAACAAAAGGACGCUGCUCCACACUACCACGCCAUAACUAUUGAGCUAAGAGAAAGGACGGGAGGGGUUCAAUGACAAGGGCAAACAUGAAACAGGGGGCCACGAGGGAGUGGCAGAAUCUCGUUCAAAUUCCCAACGGGCUGGUGCAUAACAGGCAUUUGUCCUCCCCAAAUGCACAGGCGGGGCAAGAUAUCAAUCAAAGGGGAGGAAGAGGCGAGAGCAAAAAGGGCCGGCCCCGGCCCGGCCGGCGGAUGCCCAAGAAAGAGCC
Monosiga brevicollis MX1 is the source of this 1827-nucleotide messenger RNA. RefSeq lists its product as uncharacterized. Gene Ontology annotation, biological process: nucleoside triphosphate biosynthetic process. Bases 1 to 1503 code for a protein of 500 amino acids. The transcript is spliced from 8 exons. Gene Ontology annotation, molecular function: AMP kinase activity; nucleoside diphosphate kinase activity; ATP binding. NCBI's taxonomy places the organism in Eukaryota, Choanoflagellata, Craspedida, Salpingoecidae. The record is from RefSeq and is a predicted model, not a curated record. Gene Ontology annotation, cellular component: cytoplasm.